AUGAAUCGGACGCCAAGUGAGAUUAUCCAUGAAGCUGCCGCUAAGACCAAUCAGUCUGUCGGGUCGAACUCUCCUAUUUCCGAAAGGGAUACAUGUUUGGAAAAGGAGGACUCUUCGGGCAAUAGCAGUUCAUCGGACAGCUGUGCUGAACAAGAGGAACCUCCAUGCAAGAAACAGAAAACGCAGGUAAUCAUCGAUCCUCGGAUCGACGCGUUAUACAACCAGGCGAACCGCCGGCCCAUUUACCUCCUCUCCUUUUCUCGCACAAAAGGCACAUUGUCUUGGACUUGGCGUGUGGACGGUCCACAAGUCGGCCGUCCGUGCGAUGCAUCGCUCCUCUCGCAACAAGUUAAUUUAUGCGCGCCGCGUGAAUCGAUUCAUCAGGCGGGAUGUACGGCUCGGACGCCCCGGGGCCGCAUGACGCCUUCGGGCACGGGCGACCCGGAAAUCGAACUGCGAUCCCGUCGGAACGCAGACGCGCAGCUUUGCGCACCGGCCAGCGCCGAGUGGCGCCUGCUUGAAGCCAAUUCUGCUGCGGUGGAUGUGGCCAAAUACUGGUCGAACAAGAUC
Messenger RNA from Iphiclides podalirius (scarce swallowtail), 570 nucleotides. Lineage: Eukaryota; Metazoa; Arthropoda; Insecta; Lepidoptera; Papilionidae. The record is from the annotation of a GenBank genome assembly.